GGGACUCUGGCUCAGGCAACCAAUGGCUGGACCGCGCCCGCCCGACUCCAAGAUGUCAGCGCUGAGGCCUGGCAACGGGGCUCCCGGAGGGAGGCGGUGAAGCGGCCUCGGCCGGAGGCUUUGGGCCCCACCGCUCCGGCUCGUCCCCUCCCUCCCGGAGCCGGCGGGGUGCUCGGCCUCUGCCCCCCUAGCCAUGGCCGCGGAAAGCAGCAAGCAGUUCUGGAAGCGGAGCGCGAAGCUGCCGGGCAGCAUUCAACCUGUCUAUGGAGCUCAGCAUCCUCCACUGGAUCCCCGGCUUACUAAAAACUUCAUCAAGGAACGGUCGAAGAUCAGCGCGCUACCCAUGAAGAAUAAGAAGGCCAGCAGUUUUCACGAGUUUGCCCGUGACACCAGUGAUGCCUGGGACAUUGGGGACGAUGAAGAUGAGGACUUCCCAUCUUUCCAGACUUUGAACUCUAAGGUGGCCAAGGCCACAGCAGCCCAGGUGCUGGAGAACCACAGCAGGCUGCGUGUGAAACCCGAGUGGCCCCAGGUGGCUCUGAGUGACGCACCAACCAAUUGUAAGGUCAUCAAGUCCAAUAGUGAAGCCCAGCUGUCCAGAGCGCCUGAGGAUGCCUGUGUGCGCAACCCCCUCCACAAACAGCAAUCCCUCCCACUCCGACCCAUCAUUCCGCUUGUUGCUCGCAUCUCUGACCAAAACGCUUCAGGAGCUCCUCCCAUGACGGUGCGUGAGAAAACUCGCUUGGAGAAAUUCAGGCAGCUUCUGUCUAGUCACAACACCGAUCUAGAUGAAUUGAGGAAAUGCAGCUGGCCUGGGGUCCCCAGAGAGGUCCGGCCUGUGACGUGGCGACUUCUAUCAGGUUACCUCCCUGCCAGCAUGGAGCGAAGAAAGCUGACUUUGCAACGCAAACGAGAAGAGUAUUUUGGUUUCAUUGAGCAGUAUUACGACUCCAGAAAUGAGGAGCACCAUCAAGAUACAUACCGGCAGAUCCAUAUAGACAUUCCACGGACAAACCCCCUCAUCCCUCUGUUCCAGCAACCACUAGUACAGGAGAUCUUUGAACGAAUCCUGUUUAUCUGGGCCAUCCGACACCCAGCCAGCGGCUACGUGCAGGGGAUUAACGACCUGGUCACUCCAUUUUUUGUCGUGUUCCUCUCUGAAUAUGUUGAAGAAGAUGUGGAAAAUUUUGAUGUAACAAACCUGUCUCAGGAUGUGAUGCGGAGCAUUGAAGCAGACAGCUUUUGGUGUAUGAGCAAACUGCUAGAUGGGAUACAGGACAAUUACACGUUUGCACAGCCGGGGAUCCAAAAGAAAGUCAAAGCACUGGAGGAACUUGUCAGCCGUAUCGAUGAGCAGGUACACAAUCACUUUAGGAAGUAUGAAGUGGAAUACCUGCAGUUUGCCUUCCGCUGGAUGAACAACUUACUGAUGCGGGAGCUUCCUCUUCGCUGCACCAUCCGCCUUUGGGACACUUACCAGUCUGAGCCAGAGGGAUUCUCUCAUUUCCAUUUAUAUGUCUGCGCUGCAUUCUUGAUUAAGUGGAGGAAAGAGAUCUUGGAUGAAGAGGACUUCCAGGGCCUUCUAAUGUUGCUACAAAACCUUCCCACGAUACACUGGGGCAACGAAGAGAUUGGACUCCUCCUCGCCGAAGCCUACAGACUCAAGUACAUGUUUGCAGAUGCGCCCAAUCACUACCGCCGAUAAGGGCCAGGGAUCCGCCUCUGCUCCCCAUCAUGCUUGCCCGAUCCCAAUCACUGUGGCAAUGCAUCACCCGAGUCCUCGGAGCCACUGACCAGGAGCUACUCUGCUGUAAAAAGCUCACAUUGGACCUCUGUCUUAACUUUUGCGUGUGCCUGCCUACCACUCUGUGCGUGGAUGUGCCACUCAAACUACCAUUUGUGUCCUGUGCUGUGACGGUGACCUGAGCCCAGGGUGCAGGGUGGGUGGGCAGGGGCUGUAAGAAUAAACUGAGCCUCUGACUGCCUUUCCAAGCUCCAGCGUGGGUCAUCUAAGCCUCUUGUUAACCCGCCUAAGCACAGACACAUUCACACACUCCCAGCUGGGCCUGUGUUCUUCUCCUUCUUCAGAUGCCGUUCAAUCAAAGUCCCCAAUGAAGAUGCCUUACAAAGAGUCCUGCCCAGGGGAUGGCAGUGCCGUUGGACACAAGAAGCUCUCAGGGCUUAGCUUCACUCCACGUGUCUGAAGAAGUGCACCAUUUCAAAAGGUUAACAAGAGACACACACACACUCGCGUAACACUCCACUCGCUGCGCAGUUGCGCCUCUCUGCAUACGGGGGCUCGUAUGUGUUCAAAGGCUGUCUUGUCCACGCACAGUUGGGAAUGACACAAGUGAUAGGACGCCUCCUGUGAUUGACUUGAUUGAUUGAUUGAUUGACUGACUGACUGAUCUACUGUGUGCGUUGAACCGGAGGGCGUAAGGGUGGGGGAGCUGUGCUUCGAAAAGGAAAUCCUUUCUGUGACAAUGACAUUCCUCCAAGGCAUUAUGUGUAUAUUGUGUUCUUGUGUAUAUGGGUAAAAGAUGUACAAUAUACGUCUUCUGUUUGUAGCAGAUAUGAUUUUAUAUUUAUAACGUGCGUCCCAAGCGUAUAAAGGCUGCCUAGGUUGCAAAUAACAGUGGGCCUGCUGCGUCCCCCGGUCACCAGGGUGUCAGAUCUGUCGGCACAUCUGCACUAGCUCAUUUCCACCCCUGUUAUGCGCAUUUUGUUUCUGUCCAGAAAACUUGACUCCAAAGCGAAGCAGCAUUGCAUGACCUCCAGUGCCAAGGAAGUGAAGGGUUUGAAGAGAGAGGCACGUUCUGCUGGAACAGGCACCUUGGACCAGGUGGAAGUUGACCUGAAGGGCACCCACCUUACCCCCUCCACACUCCAGCAUGCCCUUAUAACAAGCAUGGCAGCCCUCUGCUCUCAAGUAGUGCAGCAGCAGCAGCAGAGGCCAUUCUUGUACAUUGCUGUAGCAAGUCUCCCUUGCACAUUGCUGUAGUGAGGAAAAGGGUCCUCGCCAGCACCUCCUGGCUUUCCUUCUUCCAGCCCUAGCGAGAAUCUUGUCCUUUGCUUGAGCAGCGGGGAAGGCAGUUGGGCAUCUUGCUGCAAGGCUUCUGAACUGUUCAGAGGAGGUAGGAGAUGGCUUCUCUCCUAAGCUCCCUUCCUCGUAUCUCUCCCCCACCAUUGUCUCAAUGUGAUUUUCAUUGGGGAUAUGGAGAAUGUUUUUCAUUUUGAACUGUUUCUUCCAGCCAGCAGGCGCAGCCUCAUUAGUGCCAAGCCUGGACCUCUGGGGGCAGAUCUGCUCCCUUAGGCUGAGGUCCUCUCCUUGCAUUGGGCCAACCUUUGCUGUUCAUCCCAUCAGGCUUCAGACUGCGCCCACCUCUGUUUGUUUUGUUUUUUCCUCCUGGGACAGAGAAAGAGAAGCCGUCCAGUGAAGGCACCAGGAGGCAUGAGAAGGGUGAGGGCCUUCCCACCAUUCAAACACCCAGCAGUGUCUCUCAAGUUGCUUUCCUCACCUGGAAUUGUUUUCUCAGGCAUUCUGAUUUGAUUUUUUUUCUUUUGUGUGUGUGCCUUUUGUUGUUUCCUCCGAGACAGCGACCUGGUGGUCAUUAGUUUAACAUGACUAAUUAAAAGAGAAAACCAUC
Molecule: messenger RNA, 3647 nt
Organism: Lacerta agilis (Sand lizard)
Lineage: Eukaryota; Metazoa; Chordata; Lepidosauria; Squamata; Lacertidae
Gene: TBC1D22B
Product: TBC1 domain family member 22B
Exons: 13
Coding region: 194-1705 (503 amino acids)
Biological process (GO): activation of GTPase activity
Molecular function (GO): GTPase activator activity
Source: RefSeq, a predicted model, not a curated record